Messenger RNA from Anneissia japonica, 1111 nucleotides. RefSeq lists its product as uncharacterized. The transcript is spliced from 5 exons. NCBI's taxonomy places the organism in Eukaryota, Metazoa, Echinodermata, Crinoidea, Comatulida, Comatulidae. The record is from RefSeq and is a predicted model, not a curated record. The annotation marks the transcript as partial. Gene Ontology annotation, molecular function: protein binding.
CAAUGGACACGAAAAUGAACAUAUCGCGGGCACAAAUGAACAAUAACACAGAAUAUAGUUUCACUGUAAAGGUUGUUACUGAUGUUGAGGGUGUGUUAGUGGUUGGAAAACCUAGUCCACCGGCAGUUCAGAUAUAUCUUCCAGCUCUAAGCAAUGCUCCACUUGUCAAAAUGUUUGCGAAUUAUGUCACUAUCAGUUGGUCGAUCUGGAAUUUUUACAAGGACUAUGGCUGUGGAACCGUGAACAGUUAUCAGUUGAAAUUUUGGCCAACUACUGAUACCAGCGAUGUAGUUGUUCUAAAUGUUACCAUAGGCACCGAAACGAACAUAUCAUGCGCAGAUAUGAACUACAACACGGAAUACAGUUUCACAGUAAAGGUUCUUACUGACGUCGUCGGUGUAUUAUUUGUUGGAAAACCCAGUCCGCUGGCAUUCUAUCAGAUAUACCCGCCGGUUCUGCAAAAUCCACCAACUAAUAUUUCACGUAGUUCACUUGGUAUCAACAUCAACUGGACCGAGUGGGAAUUCAAUCGUGAUGAUGGCAUUGGAUGUGUAACUGGUUACGUUGUUGAAUGGUGGGAUGCAGUGGCAGCCUGGAAUAUCAGCAAUGACACAUUUAAUGGAGAGCCUUCUGAAGGAAUACUCAUCCCAGAUAUUCCAUACUAUACUACUCUGGUUUUGCAAAUCAAAAUGCUCUAUAAUAAAAGAAACAGUGAAGUCAUUGGAUUACCAAGUCCAUUACUGGUUAUAUUUAGAGAGCAAUGUCCGUAUGGCUGGAAGCAAUUCAAAGAAACAUGCUAUUUGUUUGGUGAAAAUGCAAUUAAUUGCGAUGAUGCAAACUCGUUUUGUCAAAAAGAAAGUGCAAAAUUGGUAUCAAUUACAUCACGAGAGGAAAAAGAUUUUGUGUCGUCACAAUCAAGCAACAUAUCCCAUGAAUACUGUUGGAUUGGGGACUGGAACUGGACACAAGACGGGGAAGGAAAAUGUACACAAUUUUACCCAACUUCUGUCUCCUGGUCCGACGGCCCUUGUGAAAGCAAUCAAACAAGAGCGGUCUGUGAGAAAGGUAGGUUCACUCAUGCUAACUUGAUCAUUACUCUUUGUGGUGUACG